Gastrolobium bilobum is the source of this 2975-nucleotide messenger RNA. RefSeq lists its product as uncharacterized. The transcript is spliced from 16 exons. Gene Ontology annotation, molecular function: ATP binding; protein kinase activity. The coding region runs from base 125 to 2644 and encodes 839 amino acids. The record is from RefSeq and is a predicted model, not a curated record. NCBI's taxonomy places the organism in Eukaryota, Viridiplantae, Streptophyta, Magnoliopsida, Fabales, Fabaceae. Gene Ontology annotation, biological process: protein phosphorylation.
CAUUCACCUUCCAUAUGUGAUAUAUCAUAAUUCAUAAUCAUCUCAGUCACAUGCAACAACAAAUGCACAACCAAUUCAACUUCAACCCCACUUUUUGAGUCUUUAACCGUUUCUGUUUCCGCCCAUGGCGACGGCGAUAGCACCACCACCGUCGUCGGCGCCCAUCUCCGCCCUCCUCUCCUCCCGCACCUCCGCCCGCACCUCCGCCGCAACAGCGUCUUCGAGGAGCCCGCAGAGUAAGAAGAGGAAACAGAAGCAGCGCGCUUUUGGAAAUUUCAGCCACUUGGGUCACGUGGUUCGCAAGGACAUGGAGUUUCUGAAGAGAGGAUUUGAUAACGGUGUUGCGUGGGCCAAUGAGGCCUUACGCAUUCCCCAGGUUGCCAAGAAAAUCGACGACCUUGUUUGGCUUCGCAAUCUCGAAGACCCUCUUGCUCCUCCCUUUUCUGCACCUUCCUGGCCUCACCCUUGGUACCCAGGACUCUCUGGAGUGGAUUUGCUCAUGUCUGAUCUCAAGGCAUUGGAAGCAUAUGCUGGCUACUUCUAUUAUUUGUCUAAGAUGUGGUCUAAGCCACUCCCUGAAGUUUAUGAUCCUCAGGAUGUUGCUCACUAUUUUAGUGUCAGGCCCCAUCUGGUGGCCCUUCGUAUUCUUGAGGUAUUUUCCUCCUUUGCCUCUGCUGUGAUCAGUAUUCGAACUUCAGGGUUUAGAAAGAUUCUACAGCUAAAUCCAGAAGAGGAAGUGGAUGAUAAAACCUCUCAAUAUAAUUUUGGGAUGGUGUUAAAGGAAACAAUGCUUAAUCUUGGCCCCACCUUUAUAAAAGUUGGUCAGUCCCUUUCCACAAGGCCGGAUAUCAUUGGGGUUGAAAUGUCCAAGGCAUUGUCAGAACUGCAUGAUAAAAUCCCUCCUUUUCCCAGGGCUGUUGCUAUGAAGAUUAUUGCGGAAGAAUUAGGUUCUCCUGUGGAAUCAUUCUUCAGUUACAUUUCGGAGGAACCUAUAGCUGCUGCAUCUUUUGGUCAGGUUUACUUUGCCCAUACUACUGAUGGCAUAAAUGUUGCUGUAAAAGUUCAGCGUCCUAAUUUGCAUCAUGUGGUGGUGCGGGAUAUCUACAUCCUUCGCCUUGGGUUGGGGCUUCUGCAAAAGAUUGCCAAUAGAAAAAGUGACCCUCGCCUCUACGCUGAUGAGCUUGGGAAAGGUUUUGUUGGUGAAUUAGAUUACACUUUAGAGGCUGCAAAUGCAUCAAAAUUUAUGGAAGUUCACUCUCCCUUUGCUUUCAUACGCGUGCCAAAAAUAUAUCCACAUUUAAGUCGAAAGAGAGUUCUGACCAUGGAGUGGAUGGUUGGUGAAAGUCCAACAGAUUUGCUUUCUGUAUCUACUGAAAGCUCUGUAUCUGGAAAUGUCUCUGAAUAUUCAGAAAGGCAGAAAAUCGAUGCAAAAAGGCGUCUUCUUGAUCUGGUCAACAAAGGUGUUGAAGCAACAUUGGUGCAACUUCUUGAAACUGGCUUAUUACAUGCUGAUCCACAUCCUGGUAACCUGCGUUACACUUCCUCAGGACAGAUAGGGUUUCUGGAUUUUGGUUUGCUCUGUCAAAUGGAAAAAAAGCAUCAGUUUGCUAUGCUGGCUUCAAUAGUUCAUAUAGUAAAUGGUGACUGGGCAUCCCUUGUCCGUGCUUUGACUGAUAUGGAUGUUGUGAAGCCAGGGACAAAUAUCCGACUUGUUACCAUGGAACUGGAACAGGCCUUGGGAGAAGUAGAAUUUAAAGAAGGAAUUCCUGAUGUGAAGUUUAGCAGGGUUCUGGGAAAGAUUUGGUCUGUAGCAUUCAAGUAUCAUUUCCGUAUGCCACCAUAUUACACACUUGUCUUAAGAUCCCUUGCUUCCUUUGAAGGUUUGGCUAUAGCUGCAGAUAGUAACUUCAAGACUUUUGAAGCCGCAUACCCUUAUGUUGUUCGGAAACUUCUUACAGAAAACUCAGCUGCAACAAGGAAUAUAUUGCAUUCGGUGCUUCUAAACCGAAAGAAGGAGUUCCAGUGGCAAAGGCUUUCCCUGUUCUUGAGGGUAGGGGCAAGUAGGAAAGCCUUGCAACUAGUAGCAUCAAAUAGCGAGACUUCCCUUCCUCAUUUACAAAAUAAGGCCACUGAUAAGUUUGAUGUUGCGUUCUUGGUCUUGAGGCUUUUACCAUCCAAAGAUGGUGUUGCUCUCAGAAGACUUCUCAUGACUGCUGAUGGAGCUUCCUUGAUCAAAGUAAUGGUCUCAAAGGAGGGAAAGUUUUUUCGCGAACAACUUUGCAAGAUCAUGGCUGACGUACUCUACCAAUGGAUGAUUAAAUUAUUUGGACAAGGAAUUACAGUUAGUCAGCAUUCCAGGGUGAUAUUGGGUAAUGGACCUAGCAACAAAGAAUCAGGUCGAUCAUCCUUGCCUGCAUAUGAUUAUAAUUCCAUUUUUCGAGACCGGAGACUUAGAGUGAUAUUCUCCAAGGUUUUAAAAUCUGCAAGCAGUGAUAAAAUAUUGAUGAUGCGGUUCUGCUGGGCCUCCCUUGUUAUAAUUAUGACAGCUUCAACUUUGGCUUGCCACCGGGUUGUUGUGUCUCUGUCUGAAGUUUACUUGGGGCCCCUAUUCGAUGCUCCUAAGAGAUAUGCAGUCAGUGCAUGAUAUUUUCUUUGAACAUUUAGUUUCAAAAGAAAAAGAAAAGAAAGGUUUAUAUGUAUAUUGAUAACAAGAAAGUGAAAUUUCAUUUAUUUACUGCUAACCAAAGCAAUUGAAUUUGUAGCAUAAGGUGAAUGUUUUAACUUUGGAGCCAAUUUGAUGUCAGACAGGUGAAGUAUAGGUAUAGUAUAGGAUUGCAGUGUCUUUUAGUUACAAUUACUUUUAAUAUCUAAGGAAUGCUGUACGCUGUGGACUAAUGUUGCUACAGUCCAGAUCUUGAUACCUUUCAAGUGUGUACAGUUUCAUGUAAUGAGUUAAAGGUUUUUUUUUUCCCUGC